Messenger RNA from Stegastes partitus (bicolor damselfish), 2745 nucleotides. RefSeq names its product AT-rich interactive domain 5A (gene arid5a). The transcript has 7 exons. Gene Ontology annotation, cellular component: nucleus. The coding region runs from base 62 to 1873 and encodes 603 amino acids. Lineage: Eukaryota; Metazoa; Chordata; Actinopteri; Pomacentridae. The record is from RefSeq and is a predicted model, not a curated record. Gene Ontology annotation, biological process: regulation of transcription by RNA polymerase II. Gene Ontology annotation, molecular function: transcription cis-regulatory region binding.
GACGCAUGAAUUACUGUCACAAAACACAGUCAAGCCAGAGACUAGAGGACAACUUCUGGAAAUGGCUCAAGAGGAUCAGAGCGAGGCAUCACAACAGACGGCAGCCAGUGACGAGGAGAAGGCGACGAGUCAGGCUUCCCCCUCUGUGAUUGAGAUAAAUGACUCUACGACCGAAUGCGAAGAAGAAGUAAGGCCCAGUCAGGUGCAGAUGGAGGAGAAGGCUUUCGCGUCAAGCUUGCACUCUUUUAUGAAGGAGAAAGGAACUCCUAUAGAGAGGAUUCCACAUCUGGGCUUCAAGCAGAUUAAUCUUUGGAAGAUCUACAAAGCUGUUGACAAACUUGGGGGCUAUGAUUCAGUGACAGCAAGACGUCUUUGGAAGAAAGUGUAUGAUGAGCUUGGAGGAAGUCCAGGCAGCACCAGCGCUGCUACUUGCACCCGCAGACACUAUGAGAGGCUGGUUCUUCCCUUUGAGAGACACAUAAAGGGGGAGGAGGACAAACCUCUGCCUCCAAGCAAACCACGGAAGCCUUAUAAGAGAAACUUGGAUGGCAAAGUGAGCAAAGCCGAGGGGAAGAGGAAGAGGACUCACUCUGACAGAGAGGUGGAUUCUGAGAUACUCGCCCAAAGAAGUCCAGAAGCUGCCUGUCAAGGUGAAGCAGUGAUACAUCCUCACUCUGCCCUCUGGGCCGCCACCUCUGACCGACGCCUCCCAGACUGCUCUCAGCCAAACAGAGCCAACACAGAUCUUUGCACUUCUGUCUAUGCCCGUCUCCUCCAGGUCCCCACGUCCAGCCCCUGGAUUGCUCAGAUUCCAUCUGCAGCCGGAGAGGUCAUCUCUCCUCUGGAGAAAAAAAAGCGGAUGGCUCAGGCCAGUCUUAACUUGCCUCUCAGUCCUCAGAGCGAGGAUAAAGAAAGGCCCUCUGUCAUCCAUUGCUCCCAGUCUCCAGCUCGGGCUUCUUCCAGCAGGAACUACAACUCCUCCGAUGGCUCCCCACUGCCUUUAUCCUCCUCCUCGUCCCGCAGCCCUUCCCCUUACUCUGUCUCAUCGGAGGACGUUUCAGCAGCAACUGAAGAUAAACCUGCUUCAAGCUCAGAACUGCCCCAAAACUGCUCUGGCACUGCUAAGAACACAUCCGGCAGCAGUGAGGAGCGCAAGUCUGUGAGCUGCAGCCAGACAUCUAAAGACCCCGCAGGACCGAUUAAGGACGUUUCUCCGGUCAGCUCCCACUCACAGACUGCUGACUCAAUAAAAAGCCAAAUUACAGAUUUGACCUGGAAGCCUUACCACAAAGGGGCUGGCAAAUAUCUCACUCGUCCUUCCCACUUGUCCUCCUUCUCUGUGAAACCUGACUGGGCUCCGACAUCUACCUCUAGUUUCACCAAAGUUAUUCCGAAAUCUGUGCCGCUUCUGCGGCCCGCACCCAUUCGGCCGAGUUAUAAAGGCCACCAGAGCAGGUUGCUCCAGCAGGACGACUCUCUGUCUUGCGCAAAGAAGGUGAACAACGUGGCUCCGUGGCCUUAUCAGAUGGAAAAGAGGGAGAAAUCCAGGACAAUGCCACAAAAAGUUCCUCCCGCUCAGCAGAGUCUGUCUCAUUCCCCCGCCAAUCUGCCGGUGCAGUGCGUUCUGUCGGGCUACGACAAAUCAGGGAGAGACUCUCGGCACCAGCCCGCGUUACAUCCUGCGUUUCUCCCGAACAGAAUGAGGCUGCCUCAGUCUCAGCUGGUGUACCGUCAUCUACCGAUGGGCCCAGCAGCUCACUCUGCUCUCAUUGGGUCUGCUGUCUACCCUUAUCCCUACCACAUCCCUCUGUUAAACCACCACACUGCAUACAGCCUACCCCCCAUGAAUCCCAUUUAUUCUCACAAGCUGUGAUUUUUUUUUUAUAUGUCAACUCCAGACUUUAGUGAUUGUUGUUUACUUAACAAACAACAUCAAUGAGAAUUAUUGUCUUUAAGUUGCAGCCUCUGAGUAUGUUGUCCCACUUUUCCUUUGUUCAGUGUAAUUUUGCCGAGGCCUUCCUUUAAAUAUGUGUACGCACACGAAUAUUUAGGUUCUGUGGCUUCGCUCACAACAAUCUCUCACUGGAAAACUGCAAUUAACCGACCGACUGUGUGGCUCCUCCGGGACCAAAGUGCACUGAGGGGAAAUGAAGUCAGAGCAGUGCUGGCGAGAGAUAUUUAGAGAAUUACAGCGAAACGGGUCAGAGUGCAUUGAAUCGGUGCAUUACUUGGGGAGAAAUCACUCAUGACUGUGUGCCAUGUUUCUGUAGCUGCUAGUGUCAACUGAGAGCAACCUUUGUUACAAUUACGUUUUUCUGUUUUAUCAUUUUUUAAAUGUUGUUUUUUUGUAUGUGUAGAAACGUCACUUUAGAAAAUUAUAUGUACAAGAAAAAAAAAAUGUCAAUGUAAAUGACAUUUAUUUAUGAUUAUGGCAACCGCUUAAACACAUCCGGUUUGGUUAAAGAUCCAGAUUUGAAAUUCUAUUUUUGUCAAAAUGUCAGUCAUGCCUCAUUUGUUGUCAGUUGCACAAUUUAAAUAGUUUUUUUUUUUUUUAAAGCCAAAAACUCCCUACUGGUUUUCAUGGUACUGUAUUGUAAAGUCUGUUGAGGAUUAUACUGUAUGAAUGCUGCCUUAUAUCAGUGUUAAGUAUGUUUUUUAAAUAUUGUGUGCAGAUCGUAUUGUCAUUCAAAUGUAUUUAAAAAGAAAAUCAAGAAGAAGUAACAAAUAAACAUGAGAAUAUUAAAA